CAUUUAUUUCUGCUGCCGAGCCGUCUCUUUUUGCAGUUUAGCCCCUCGUCCCUCGCGUUAUGUCGGUUUCGCCCCUCUCUCACCGCCUCGUCGUUCUCUUCUCGUCACCUGCUUUCCAUUUCCAAAUGCCGCCGCCCCGGUAAGCUUCCGCCUGCGCUUCGCGUCUCUCCCGCGGAUCCGAUCCGAGCACGCACGCUCCAUCGGAAGCGCAGGAGGAGCACAAGGAGGAGGAGGCUGAGAAGAGGCCUUGUUGGAGAGUAGUCGCGGCGCAGGGAGCAGAGGCGUACGUGCGCUCCCCGCGCGCGUGCGUGGAGACGUACGUACGUGCGUGGGAGUACCAGGAGGAGGAGGAGCGGCAUGGGCUCCAGGCGGCGGCGCCACCACUACCACCGUCGGUGGGUGGUGCCCGCUGUGGCUCCGGCCGCGGCGGCGUUCGCGGCGGCCGGGCUGCUGCUCGUCGUCGUCGCGUUCCACUGCUUCCUGUCGCCGCCGCUCGGCGGCGGCGGCGCACGUGUUGUUCGCCGCCCGAAUCCCCCGUUCCUGCAGUUGAACAAGCCAGAGGAGCUGCGUAGAAAUGUUAUUGGCACCGUGGAUUUCAGCGUUCCCAGCGGUGGGAGCAAGCUGGGGGAGGAGCUCUGGGAGUCGAAGGCGGCGAGCAACUUCUUCGCCUGCAGCAACGCGACCAAGCAGUUCGCCGAUGCAAAGACCGUGACGAAGUCGGAUCGCUAUCUGAUGAUCGCGACGAGCGGUGGACUGAACCAGCAGCGAACAGGGAUCAUAGAUGCUGUUUUGGCAGCCCGCAUUCUGAAUGCAACGCUUGUCGUUCCAAAGCUGGAUCAGAAAUCCUUCUGGAAAGACGCGAGUGAUUUUGCAGAGAUAUUUGAUGUUGAUUCAUUCAUAUCCACGCUCUCAAAUGAUGUAAAGAUCAUACGGCAAGUUCCUGAUAGGAAUGGGAAAAUGCCAUCACCCUAUAAGAUGCGUAUUCCUAGGAAGUGUACUCCAAAAUGCUACGAGAACCGAGUACUACCUGCUCUUCUAAAAAAGCAUGUUGUUCAACUAACAAAAUUUGACUACCGAAUGUCCAAUAGGUUAGAGACUGAUCUUCAAAAGCUUAGGUGUAGAGUCAAUUACCAUGCACUACAGUUCACGGAUCCAAUUCUCAAAAUGGGUGAAACGCUUGUUCAAAGAAUGAGGGCAAAAAGUGGACGCUUCAUUGCUCUUCACCUAAGAUUUGAGCCUGACAUGCUUGCUUUCUCUGGUUGCUACUAUGGGGGUGGAGACAUUGAGAGAAUAGAACUCGGUGAGAUUCGUAAGAGGUGGAAGACCCUGCAUGCAAGUAACCCUGACAGAGAACGGCGGCACGGUAAGUGCCCUCUAACACCAGAGGAAGUCGGCCUCAUGCUCAGGGCAUUGGGAUUCGGGAAGGACGUGCACCUAUAUGUUGCAUCAGGAGAUGUAUAUGGAGGUGAGGAGACAUUGGCACCUCUGAAAGCACUCUUCCCAAACUUUCACUCAAAGGAGACUCUAGCGAGCAAGGAGGAGUUAGCACCAUUCUUACCGUAUUCAUCUCGCAUGGCUGCUCUUGAUUUUAUCGUAUGUGAUGGGAGCGAUGUUUUCAUGACAAACAACAAUGGCAACAUGGCCAGAAUGUUGGCUGGUCGAAGGAGAUAUUUUGGGCACAAGAGGACCAUAAGGCCCAAUGCUAAGAAACUUUACUCACUCUUUCUGAAUCGAACCAGCAUGAGUUGGGACACAUUUGCAUCCAAAGUUCAGACGUUCCAAAAGGGAUUUGUGGGGGAGCCCAAUGAGAUUAAACCAGGAAGAGGCGAAUUCCAUGAGUAUCCUAUAGAUUGCAUUUGUGCAAGAACAAAGGGAAAAACUGGACAUAGCAGGCCGCACCUAAUUAAACAUGUUGGGGCAGCUGUUGAGAACCAGUCUAGUGAUGGGGACCUCGACUGGAGGGAUUUGGACUAUGGAGAGCAUACACCAUUGGGAAGGGAUUCAUCAAAUGAAGCCGAAUUAGAUGAUAAUCGUGUUGGUGGAUCAGACAUUCCUGAAUUGGAGGACAUGAUCUCAGACUAGCCACUUAAGAUAGAUACUUUUAGAAUAGGUUUUUUCCCGAAGGUCUUGGUGAUAAGAGUUCUUUGGUGGACAAAAGCUACUGUAUAAUUUAUCUUCUCCUGUUUAUUUAUUGGAGACUUAUAGAAACCAGGAAGAGUUUCUGCCAACCCGGCAAAGAAUAAAGGUCAGGAAGAGCUUCUUGCAGAAAAAAAAACAGAAACAAGCCUUCAAUAUGAGCAAGACAAUUGUACAGUGUUUGAUUGGUCCUCAAGUAAUGCUGGUUGGGAAAACUGGAAGUCAGAUUUCCCUCAAGGAUUUCUUUCGUAUAGCUUAAAUAGAUGCUAAAGAAAAAUUCCCUUUUGAGUUUUUCUGUACAAUGUUAUAAUUAGAGUUUGCUGGGUUUUAGUCAUUAUUCUUGAUUUUUUUUUCCUUUCACAAUAUCUGGUAUUUCCCAAUUUUGUUGGUCUUCUAUGAAAUUUGUAUAUAACUUGAAACAUGGGAAUGAAAAGGGAAUUUGUACCGA
Molecule: messenger RNA, 2584 nt
Organism: Phragmites australis (common reed)
Lineage: Eukaryota; Viridiplantae; Streptophyta; Magnoliopsida; Poales; Poaceae
Product: O-fucosyltransferase 6-like
Exons: 11
Coding region: 358-2082 (574 amino acids)
Source: RefSeq, a predicted model, not a curated record